Messenger RNA from Aegilops tauschii subsp. strangulata, 1418 nucleotides. RefSeq names its product short integuments 2, mitochondrial. Gene Ontology annotation, molecular function: GTP binding; GTPase activity. Gene Ontology annotation, biological process: mitochondrial translation. The record is from RefSeq and is a predicted model, not a curated record. Lineage: Eukaryota; Viridiplantae; Streptophyta; Magnoliopsida; Poales; Poaceae. Gene Ontology annotation, cellular component: mitochondrion.
CUCGAAAAAAAGAAGCAGUCUCAAUUGUAAAGCUUCUUGCAGCGAGAGACGGGCAUCCUAGGAGGGGCAGCGCCGCCGACGCCGACGUCGACGCGUGGUUGAGCCGCCACCGCCAGGAUGCGGGGUCUAACGCGUGCGGGAAAGCGCGCCAGUGAGAUGGCCUUCAACGCCGGCGGCGGAGCCAUCAACUGGUUCCCCGGCCACAUGGCUGCCGCCUCACGCGCCAUCCGCGACCGCCUCAAGCUCGCCGACCUCGUCAUCGAGGUCCGCGACGCCCGCAUUCCGUUAUCCUCAGCAAACGAAGACCUUCAGCCGGUUCUCUCAGCUAAGAGGCGCAUCCUUGCUCUAAACAAGAAAGAUCUAGCGAAUCCCAAUAUAAUGAAUAUGUGGCUUGAUCAUUUUCAAUCAUGUAAGCAAGAUUGCAUCUCAUUAAAUGCACACAGCAGCAACUCUAUUAAUCAGCUGCUUGGGCUUGUGGAGUUGAAACUAAGGGAAGCAAUCUUGAAAGAGCCCACACUUCUUGUUAUGGUAGUUGGUGUCCCCAAUGUUGGAAAGUCUGCACUCAUUAAUUCCAUUCAUAGAAUUGCCAAUUCCAGAUUUCCAGUGAACGAUAAGAUGAAGCGGGCUAGAGUUGGACCUCUCCCUGGAGUUACACAAGACAUUGCAGGAUAUAAGAUUGCAAGCCAGCCGAGCAUCUACGUGCUUGAUACACCAGGUGUUCUAGUGCCAAGCAUUCCAGACAUGGAAACAGGUCUAAAGCUUGCUCUGACAGGAGCUGUUAAAGAUUCGGUGGUUGGAGAGGAGCGUAUAGCCAAAUAUUUAUUAUCUCUUCUUAAUAUUAGAAAAACCCCUCUACAUUGGGAGCGAUUGCUACACAGAAGAGAAGAAUUUGAUGAAGAUCCAGAUGACAGUUGUGAAAAAGGGUCUAGAGGUUCAGUGCGGAGGAGGCAGCGUUUUAACAAUUCAGAUGCCUUGUAUGUUCAGGACUUGGUGAUAGAGGUCCAGAGAACGCUGUGCAGUACAGCCAUGGAAUUCACAGGCAACCUCGAUGAAGAUAACGAGCUGGAAAGUCUAAUCGACUCACAGCUUGUUGCCCUUCGAAAGGUGUUCAGAAUACCCCACAAACCGCUUGAUGAAUCACAUGGCCCGGCCUCCAAGAAGUUAUUGACUCUUUUCAGAUCAGGGAAACUCGGCCCGUUCAUCCUCGACGACCUUCCUGACCAGCAGUGAAGGGGAUUUUGUUGUGAAGUAAUGCGAUGUGUCACAAUGUUCAGCACCACUCAUAGAUAACUAGAAGCAGACGUGUGCCUUGCUGCGCAGAUUCCCCUUGUAGGGUUUCUCCGCUUCCCGCUUAUUUGGUGGUGGGCUCUUUGCCUAUGUGGAUUGGCUGCUGUUUCUUGUUUUCCCCGUGUUCUUCU